GCUUUCAACGAGAUAUAACUACUGUAUUGACACAAUAUGCUACGCAGCUCUGGUUACAUCAAUUGCUUACAUUACGCGCUAUUACAUCUAUAGCUACAUCGGUGCACAGGUGCAUUGAAAUAAACGUCGUGCGAUCGGCACUAUCACAUCAUGAGACGCGAAUAUAUUUUUAUCCUACAUUCAACUUGGUUCCUUUUCUUUUUACACUUCCAAAGUCUUUACGUUCACGCGGAAGAAUCGGGAGACGAGUACUCAAAAGGAUGCACUCAUCUGCAUUGCGAAAGCGGCAGUCGAUGCAUCAAACGGAGAUUUUGGUGCAAAGAGCCACCCUGUCCCGGAAUGUUGUACUGUUCCAAGUCUAGAAAAGAAUCGUUGAAAGGACCUCGAACGUGCGACACUGUUCGCUGCAACAGAGGACACAUAUGCACCAUUAAAGUUCGAGAAUGCCGCUGGGAUGAACAAUGCAAGCAACAAAUAGCGCGUUGCGUAUCAGAGAAGGAAUAUUACGAGGGUGCAGCUUCCUGUGCCGGUUUUGAAUGUCCAUCCGGGAAACGUUGCAUCUUGCGGGAAACUUAUUGUGUCAAUCCACCUUGCAAACUUAUAAGAAGUUGCGCGGAGAUGCCAGACGUGCAGACUUGGUUCGACGAAUGCAGAAGUUUGAACUGCACCUCGGAAUACGAGUGUUUCUUACGGCGACCGGAAAACAAUUGUCUCGAUGCACGGUGCACGCAUACGUCCGACUGCACCUUCACCGUCGAAGACGAGCUAAUUAGCAAGUACUGCCGCGGUUGGAUCUGCCCGCGAUCGCAAAAAUGUGUCGUACGAAUUGUAGGUGCUUGCAAAGGUUUCAACUGCACCGUCGAGAGAUCGUGUCGAGCAUUGGACAAGGUCGUCGAGCAACCCCCAACUGGAAAAACCCUAGUGCAAAUGGAGAGCAAACUGGUUCAAGAACUGGAGAGAAAAAUGAACUCGCAGACGAUUUAUUCAAUCACGGGGGAAAAGUCGACUUUGACAACUUCAACGCUAAGAUCAAGUUUACGCCACACGACACCCACAAAAUAUGAUACGGAAAUUUCAUUGACUCAUCGGCAAACCGCAACGACGAGUUCAGAUUUAAUCGCAAAAUCUUUCGAGUCAUCCAUAAAUCAAGAUUCGACGCUGCCUUAUCCGAAAUCUUCGUGGAAUUACAAUAAACCAUCGACAAACGAUGUUAUUGAGAUCACUUCUGAACUCGCUGACUCGACCAACGCAACCUUUCCGACAAUUUUGCUCGCUGAAGAAAAAAUCGAAUCAACUACGUCGCGUGACGCGAAGAGAUUAGAGAUGCCGAAGAAGGUCUAUAUAGCGAGCAACACGUUGUCGUUUUCUGUGGUGUUGGACGGCAUCAACUUUGUCGGGCACAAUUAUCCGAUCUGGAUAAAGAACGAUCCGCAUCCCACAGAAUUGUUGGAGAUAAAAGACGAGAACGAUAACAGAUGGGGAUACACGCCUCAGGAACCAUACAGGAUUUUACUGCCGCCAUACGAACCGGUGAUCCUUGUCGAGGAUACCCGAGAACGAGAAGUCUUUCCAUUUUUAACUUAUGUGUUCAAUCGUCAAUCUUUUAAUGAGGCGACUGCUUUUAUAUCCUUGUCAAAAAUGGCAUCUACAGAUGCAAAGACGGCAGCUUCAAAGACGGAUGAUAUCUCAACAAUUGUGGACGACAAGAAUGGUAAUUAUAUCAACGAUUCCGUGAUUGUCGAAGCAGAAAACUUUGAGACGAAUUAUUUCAAUGAUUCGUCUGGCUAUUAUAAAGUUUUCCGGAACAGAAGAGACAAACGUUAUUAUUACGCCAGAGAUUCGCCCAGGAACGGACAAUUACUACGACCGGGACAAAGCGAUUACAGUUCUCGAGACGAGAAACUCUACGGCCUUGCAAAGUAUCCUUACGACACAAUAUCCGUCGACGACGUCGACAAAUCGCAACGCGAAUAUGAAGGAUCACGUCUAAAUAAGAUUUCGAACAUUUCGUUGAACGAGGAAGGAAAUCAGAUGAGUUGCAACUGCCCAUUGACUCCGUCCACGGGACCCACAUUGGCCUCGACAUGCGGCGGAACAUCCUUUAUGCUCUUUAUGGGAUUGCUCGAGGUCUUUUUACGGAGCCAGUGCGAUCUCGAGGAUCCGUGUAACAGACCCGCGACUCGGGACACGGUCAAUUCGAGGUACGACUUCGUGGUGAUCGGUGGUGGUAGCGCGGGUGCGACUGUCGCGGCCAGAUUGUCCGAGGAACCGAGAUUCUCGGUGUUGCUGCUGGAAGCUGGACUGGACGAGCCGACAGGUACUCAAAUACCCUCGUUUUUCUUCAAUUUCAUCGGCAGCGAUAUCGACUGGCAGUACUCUACCGAGAGCGAGGACGGAGCUUGCUUAAACAAGGAGGACAGAAAAUGUUACUGGCCUAGAGGGAAAGUUCUCGGUGGUACCAGCGUCAUGAACGGGAUGAUGUACAUGAGAGGAUCACGCAAGGAUUACGAUGAUUGGGCCAGGCUCGGUAAUGUCGGAUGGUCUUAUCGCGAUGUCCUUCCGUAUUUUAUAAGGAGCGAGGAUAAUCAGCAAGUGAACAACAUGGAUUAUGGUUAUCACGGUGUUGGAGGACCGCUCACAGUCAUGCAGUUCCCCUAUCAUCCCCCGUUAAGUUACGCUCUUCUGGAAGCCGGAAAAGAAUUAGGAUACGACACGGUCGAUUUGAAUGGACGGACGCACACGGGAUUCGCUAUUGCUCAAACCACGUCGAGAAAUGGCUCGCGACUGUCCACAUCGCGGGCUUUUCUGCGUCCUGCCCGGAAUCGUCCUAAUCUCCAUAUAAUGCUGAACUCGACGGCGAUGAAGAUCCUCUUCGAUGACAACAACAGGGCGGUUGGCGUCGAAUUCGUCCACAACGGGAAGACCCAACGCGUCACGGUUGCAAAGGAGGUGGUGGUGAGCGGAGGUGCUGUCAACUCGCCUCAAGUUCUCUUAAACAGUGGCAUAGGACCUCGGGAGGAGCUGAACGCGGUGGGCGUACCGGUUGUACGUGAUCUUCCGGGUGUCGGCAAGAAUCUCCACAAUCACGUAGCCUACACACUGGCCUUCACCAUUAAUGAUACCGACACCACUCCGCUCAAUUGGGCGACUGCCAUGGAAUACCUACUAUUCAGAGACGGUCUAAUGUCUGGCACAGGAAUAUCCGAAGUGACGGCGAUGAUAAAUACCAAGUACGCUGAUCCGAGGGAGGAUCAUCCCGACGUUCAGCUAAUCUUCGGUGGUUACUUGGCCGAUUGCGCGGAGACCGGCAUGGUGGGUGAGAAGAAGGGAGCAAACCGCAGCAUCUACAUCAUCCCGACGAUCCUGCAUCCGAAGAGCCGCGGUUAUCUGCGCUUGCGAAACAACGAUCCACUCUCGAAGCCGCUGAUCUACCCCAAGUAUCUGACUCACGCCGACGACGCGGCCGCUCUUGUAGAAGCUGUCAAGUUUAGCAUCAGAUUAUCGGAGACCCAAGCACUCAAGAAAUACGGUUUUGAGCUGGAUCGAACUCCCGUGAAAAAUUGCGAGCAUCUGAAAUUUGGCUGCGACGCUUAUUGGGAAUGCGCGAUCCGUCAUGACACUGCGCCUGAGAAUCAUCAAGCUGGAUCCUGCAAGAUGGGACCACCGGACGAUCCUUUCGCCGUGGUUGACAAUCAAUUGCGUGUCAGAGGGGUUCGAGGAGUGAGGGUGGCCGAUACGAGUAUCAUGCCGAAGGUGACAUCCGGCAACACAAAUGCUCCGGCGAUCAUGAUCGGCGAAAGAGCGGCAGACUUCAUCAAGAAAACUUGGGUCGACUGAUUUCAGCUGAUUUAAAAUCGAAUGAUUCUUAUUAUGAAUUUUGCAAAAAAAUCUCGUGUUUCAGGCAACGCAGAUAAUUUAAAAAGAUUGUAAGAAAGUUUGAGAUUUUUGCAUUCUUCGAAUUUCUCGUUAUAGAUGAAAGACACGUACAUUUGAAACAUAUAUAGAUUCACCUUUUUCAGAGACAAUCUUGUGAAAUUUUGACGAUUAAUUAAUUACAUUUAAUUAGGAUCUUAGAGUAUUACUUAGUGUGUACUUUUGUAAGUUAUGUUAAAUAAUCUCUGUCAGAACGAGAGAUUAUUCUUUAGCAUAAAAUUAUUUUACCAACGAGCAAAAUAGUAUUAUAGCUUUUUCUAGUUACAUGACAGGAUAUGUAAGAUUUUAUUCUAUUUUUGACAAGGAUUUUAUUCUACGCUCAUUUGGUAUAUUGUACGUUUAAGUUCGUUUUGUUUUUUUCUUCGUACCAAAUAGAUUCAUUGAUCGCGAUAACUUUUAUAAUAAGCCAACCAUUUCGAUUGUCUCCGCAAAUUUCCUCUGCAUUUCCACCGACAAUAAAUAGAAUAAGUGACUUUGUAACUGUGUAAAUAGUACAUUACCGCAGUGUACUCUUCAACGAAUCGCUCCGUAAAAUAAUGUACAAAUAAAGAAUAUUUUAUCGCGAAA
Molecule: messenger RNA, 4500 nt
Organism: Nylanderia fulva
Lineage: Eukaryota; Metazoa; Arthropoda; Insecta; Hymenoptera; Formicidae
Product: glucose dehydrogenase [FAD, quinone]
Molecular function (GO): oxidoreductase activity, acting on CH-OH group of donors; flavin adenine dinucleotide binding
Source: RefSeq, a predicted model, not a curated record